UAAACUGUAAAAUAAAUAGAGCAUUAAAAAAAAAUAAUCGAAGAAUAGUAAUAAAAGCACGAAUCUCAUAUCGCCAAAUCUUUAUUUGCAAUGAAAAUGCGAGACGAGGUUUCGAGCGGGUACAUAAAGAUAUUUUACUGACACGCGACGUUAUACGCUGGGUAUCGAGCGUAAUAGUAUAAAGUACUAAAGAGGUCUUGCAGUUUCUUUUUGACGCUCAAGGCAUCAAGAACUAUCGCAAUAAGUGAUAAAUGGGUGUCGAUAAGUCAGAAGAAGAAGAAGAAGAAGAAGAAGAUGAAUCGAAAGAAGGAAGACGGAUCAGUUUGUUUGGAGUAUACUCCAAAGUAUUCAAAGUUAUGCUGUCUAAUUGGAAGGAAUCUAUUGAACACACUGAAGAAGAAGAUCGUGUAAGUGAGCUUGAUGAAUUGGUGCUGCCGAGUAAUGAAGAGUGGCGUUACCAAGUUUAUUAUAGACUUGUUGAUCUUCAGCGUGAAGUUGAUUCUGCUUUUGACAAAAAAAUUUCGGAUGAAGAUAUAGAUGUAGAAGUGAAAAGUCCAGUGCUGCAAGAUGAAGUCUUUUGGGAAUGGGAACCGAUUGCUGAGAACCCGGAAGACUUGAUUAGAAAUUCUCCAGAUAUUUUGAAUGAAAAUUUAGCCAAACGCCAGCAAAUGUUGCGACGCCUAGAGAGCCCGGAAGGUUCCAUGACGGAAGCUUACAUGGAGCCUGGAUGGAGAUUGAACGAUAUUUUGCAUGCAGCAAAAGUUCUGCAAGGGGAAUCGCUGCCACAGCAGACAUCUUAUAAUGAUGAAGCCGAAAUGCGUCGAGUGUUUGGUCUAGUUUACGACGUUUUACGCUAUAAACAGAUUCUCAACCAAGUACUCGAGGAUGUGGGCUUCUGGAUCAAUAACAGAGAGCUCAAAAAACGAGAACGGAUUAUCUGGCUGCUUUUGUUCGAUAUGCAAGGCCGUAAAUUCAUCUCUCCACCACAGAUUGCUCUCACGGAAAUGAGACAGGAACUAUUCAAAGCUGCGGGGUUGAUGGAUAUUGAAGAAGCUUUGCUGAAAAAUAAGAUCAAGAUUGCUGCUGGUGUUUCUAGAUUGAGGAUCGGUGGCUCGGCUCUUACUUUAGAUAAAUUAUUACCUGCGCACUUAAGAAAUGAAGGAAUUUGCUGGACGGAUGACGAAGCAUCGGCUUCAGGAUGGGUCAACACAAUUAAACUUCCAACUAAAGCAGAGUUCAUGGCUGAAAUGACCAAAAUGGGGUUUAAAUUAUCGGCCAACUGGCGAAGGCUUAAAGAGAAUAAUUAUGCAUUCGAUCCCAUUUGUCCGAAAGUUGUGAUUCUUCAUGAAAAAAUUCGCGAACAAUUGGCUAGGUCUACGUUAGUUCGGGAAUAUCGUUUUAUUUUUCUUGAACGUUCAUUGUGUUUCGGAGCAGCAUCAUUGGCAAAGACAAUUCGUGUGUCUCAUCUCUGCGGUCCAAUAAUCCUGACACAUCUAAUAGCCCCUCGGCAUACUGGGUACUUGGCUGGUCUAUUAAUUGACAUCGAGGACGCUGGAAGACUUCUAGCAUUUGGCGCAGAAUCAAGACGUGCUGAAUACGAAGCUUAUUUAGCAAAUCUCGGGAUCAAUGAAAAGCAAUGUAGAAUAUUUUCUGAAAGUUACAAAACAGCCCCGGGGUUCGCAGAACUGGAGCGUGCAACAGUAGUGUUAGCAACUCCUCCAUGCUCUUACACGGGCUUAACAAACAUAGUCGACCUAAUAGUUGCACGAGGAGGUGACACGGAUCUGCUCGAGUCGCUGACUAACGUCGACGACCAAGCGCAAUUAGAACGACCGCGUAAACUAUUAGCUGAGCAAAUGACUUGCUUGAAGUACAUACUCACCAGGCCCAACGUUCAGCUACUCAUAUAUGAAGCACACAGUACUUUGCCUUCAGAGACCGUUGAGAUGCUUCAGCAGGUUGUUCAGUAUGCAAACAAGAUGGCCGUUGACAAGCACACUCGUGAACACUUGCCUCGUAAAAGAACUCCCACUAAAGACUCUAGCCCUAAGAGUGGUGGAAGAUCCUCGAGAUCUGGAAAACGACCGUUGCUUCAAGAGUCCCGUACUAAGAGCUCUGGCGACGAAGAUGACGAAGAAGAAAUCUCAAGCUCUCCAGUGCCGCAAGUUCAAGUGCCUGACAGUGAUUUAUUCGAGAUAGGGAAUAUUUUCGAGCUGUACGGGCAUCACAAUAAUGAACAAAAGGAAGUAAUCGACAAUCCGCUUGCUGAAGACGGAUGUUAUCUGGCGGUAGUUCGGCGGAAAGAAAUGAUGCAAUUCAACUCGUUGUUCAUGAUCAAAGUUGCCGAGUCAAAAGGUCUUUUCGGGAAUCCCCAGGCUUCCAAAUCCCCGGUGUCGGAGCAGCAGUCUAGGGAAGAAACUUCACCGACGUCUCCGACACCCACCAUGCCAACCGUGAUUAAAAAGCUCAAGAAGGGAAAGGGGAAAGGAAAGAAGAAAAUAGUGAGAUUAGAUCGCAUUACUGCGCCAACUCAUUCCUCGAUGCUGAAAGUUGGAAGUCGCAGAACUUCUAGGCAUUCCAGGCAAUCUAUCGACAAUGAAUCAUGCGAGAGUUUCUCUGUCUCCAGUGUUAGAUUGUCCUGUCCGCGAUACAGCGAGCGGGUAGCACGCGACGAGCGUUUUAUCAGCUUCCAAGUACGGGAGACCAGACGCCAAGAUGUCAGAAGGUGGUGGGAGCAAUCUGCGACUUUCCUGAUCCACGCUGCAAGAUGCGAGCCCUGUAAAUUCAGGAUCUUUCAUACUGAUCCUUGGACCAAGAGGGUUCUUUACGCGCCGAGAGUCCAGCAGAUUGUCUUCCCUCAUGAUGAUUAUGAUCUUCAUUAUAUGGCUUUCGAUUCUGAGCUUGUUACUAUCCUGAACGAUCUUGUUAAAUUCCUUGAGCUGCUGUCCAAAGAAAUAAACCUGCCGGAUACGCUGGAGAAUUACAGAAGUAAUCUUCUGAGGCGCUCAAAAACAAGCUUGGCAUCGGCGGGUCAACGAUCCGCCUCGCCGGAGCCUUACCUUGACAUGAAUGCCGGGAAAGGUAAAGGUCUCUCGCUGGUCAAGAAAGAAGUUAAUGGUAUCAAUGACAACAACAAUCAUAAUCAUCAUCGUCAGCAGCAGCAAGUGACUGAGUACAUUGACUCAGAUAAUCCCCGGGUGUCGAGGUACUCGGCGCAAGAUUACUAUGAAACGUUUCAAGAGUUUACUGCAAAGCCUUCGGUGGAUGAUGAAGAGGACAAGUUGAAGAGUAUUUAUCGAAGCUUUUCUACUGAGCAGACACGCAGCAAGUGCCACAAAUGUGGUCCGUUGUUUCAGAAAGAGGAGCGUAGGCUGUUUGGAUUUCAGCUCUUUGAUCAAUUCCGCGAGCUUUGGAUUGGCCUCGUGGGAACACACUUACUGCUGUACGCCACCAAGAAUGACAAACAGCCGAGUGACGUAAUUUCAAUUCGUGGAUACUCUGCACGAGCGGCUACUGACUAUAUAAAAGAUUUUGAACGCAGUAAAUCUGCCUUUGAAAUAUUUUGUCCCGGUGAUAGGACGUAUCAGUUCAUUGCCAGGACCCCUAAGGAAAUGGAACAGUGGAUCGCGGUAAUCUGCCGGGCAGGUUUAAAGAAAGAGAGUGAGACAGAUAAUGUGGAUUCACAACUGUGGCCCGAGGAAGAGUACCAAGAUGUUGGCGCCGAAGCCAAGGAAAAUGAAGGUUUCGAGGAGGUUGAGUUAAGAAAAAAAGAAACAAUAGCUGGGGUCAAUGGUGACGCAAACCCGCCACCAUUACCUGCACGAAUACCGCGGAGACUUCCGUCGCUUCCUCAUGAAGAUAAAAACAAGUCUGUUGAUUUCACGGAGGAGGCUUACUAUGAGGACGAUAUUUAUCAGAUGGUCGAGGAAUUCAAACAGCCGACUAUGUAUCAGAAUGUUGAUAAGGUAAAAAUUGCCAAAGAUAAAGUUAAAUUGCCGGUUAUGGAAACUUACGAUGACAUUGUGGGUAAAAAAGAACAAAAGGUUAAACGGGAAAGUAAAAAUUUAAAAGAUACUUAUGAUGAUAUUCAUAGUCAAGUUAAAGAGGAAAGAAGUUCUGUAAUGUAUGAUGAUGUCGAGGCUGUUGAUAAUAAAAAUGCCAAAGAAUCACCGAAGAAAAAAUCUUUUUUAAAUCGCGUGAGGUACAAAAAAGAUUCGAAGAAGGAGGAAAGUAAGAAGAAAAAAGUUAAAAAUUUACCAAAGGAAGUUCACUCAAGUGUUAAAGAAAUAAAACCUGAUGAUCAAGAUACGAAACCAGAUAUUAAAGAUGCGAAACCUGAUAAUCAUGAUAUAAGAGCCGAUCGGCAGGAAAAUAAUCAAUUGUUGGAGCUACCUACCUACGAUGAUGUAUCGGAUCUUGCCAGUGAAUUUAAUAAAAAUACGCUUGAUAAUAAUAACAUGGCAGAGUAUAAUUGUCCACCAGCUCCGAGGCCUAUUUAUGCAAAACCGCCGACGAUACCGACUCCAGUAAAGUUUGCCGAAGAACCAGAAGAAUUUUACGACGACAUUGGCUCGCUGAGAAAUGUUAUAGAAGAAAAAUUUCAAAAUAAUAAUGAAAUAGUUGCUCACAAUGAGUCAUCGCUGUGCGUUAAAGAUGAACAGUCAAGAGUUAAGAAUUUGUCACAGAGUGAGUUGCGGUCAACGACAAAUGCCGUGGACGAUGAGUUGGAGCAUUACCAAGUACCACGGUCACAGGAGCCAAUUGACUCGGGUCAAUUAGACGUGACAGCAGCGACCACUACUUUUACGAAUGUUACAGACGUUAAAGAAGAACUUUACGAUGACAUUGCAAUACUCGCAGACUUCCGUGCAAGGUCACGUGACUCCGGGUGCUCAAGUUCUUCCUCGGAUAAGACUGUUAAUAAUGUUACUAAAGCCUGGAAUCGUUUUGCCAGCGGCAGAAAGCCUAAAGUUCCGAACGAACUGACCGCUGCUGAGAAAAAUACCAGACGGUCAAGCAGCCAGGAGUUUAUUGACACCUGUCUUGAUAGCCAUGAAGACGAGGGUUUCAAGCUCAAUAAAUUUCAAAAAUUAAUCAAUAAAAUGGAGUCGUCUCUGAAUAAAACAACGAAACCUAUUUCUUCUAUUAUCCAUAAAUCUCAUGAUGAAAAUUAAUUUUAACGUAACUAUUAAUU
This is a messenger RNA of Cotesia glomerata, 5194 nucleotides long. RefSeq lists its product as uncharacterized. The record is from RefSeq and is a predicted model, not a curated record. The coding region runs from base 252 to 5174 and encodes 1640 amino acids. The transcript has 11 exons. NCBI's taxonomy places the organism in Eukaryota, Metazoa, Arthropoda, Insecta, Hymenoptera, Braconidae.